Molecule: messenger RNA, 493 nt
Organism: Ambispora leptoticha
Lineage: Eukaryota; Fungi; Glomeromycota; Glomeromycetes; Archaeosporales; Ambisporaceae
Source: the annotation of a GenBank genome assembly
ACACUUCGUUCUAAUAUUUAUGAUGCAUAUAAUUGCCUGCCGGAAGUUUUUAUGUCUGAUAGAGAUCAGGCAUUACGAAAUGCUGCAGAUAUAGUGUUUCCACGAUCAAACAAAAUGCUGUGCGUUUGGCACCUUCUGGAACAGAACCUAAAGACGAACUGUCACAAACUUUUUGAAAAUGGGAAUGAUUAUGAACUAUUUAAAAAGGAAGUUGAGGCUCUUCGUUUUACUUCAGAUGAAGAAAAAAUUUACGAAUCAUUAAAUGCAGUAAAGAAAGCUGCCGAAAAAGCGCGUGAUUAUGAAAAGGCAAUAUCGUAUAUUCAGACCUGGAUGAAAGAUUCGGAAAAGUGGAUUUUGGCUUAUACAAAACGAUACUGUCAUAUGGGGAUUUCAACUACUGGGCGAGCAGAGUCAUCCCAUAGUGCAUUCAAACGAGCAAUUGAAAUGGCUACUGAUUUAGAAGGUGUUUUCCGCCAAAUUGAUCAAACUAUGC